AUGGAGCAGAUGAUCGUGACAAAAACAAGGUUGGUUGAUCCCACUCUGGCAGAGCGUACGCGUGAUCUGGUCUAUCACAAUGCUGGAUCUCCUGAAGCAAUUAAUGAAGCCAAGGGCCUCCUGGAAAAAGCUAUGGAUGCAAAAUCUGAGCGCGAUGCCGCUGCCUCCUUGCUAGCGGCACACUUGAAGGCCUUGGAAGCAUGUCGCGAGGAUGCAAGACGAUCAGGCAAUAUCAAGAUAUUUGAAAAGCGUAUGAACGCUCUGGAGUCUUUGAAGAAUCGUGUUGGAUCUGGCGUCAAGGAAUUAUCGGAUGAUAUGAAUAUUCUCAGCCACGCCACGGAACGUAGCAAAUAUGGCUCACACAACUUUAUACUUGACCAUCCACUCUUUAUCAUAUGGCUGACAGUCGGGGCUUUACUGAACACUUCGACUACCAUCCUCCAAGCCCUAAUAUCGGGUAUCGUUAGCCGACGUCCAGCUAUCAUGCUCGCAGACGACGUGCUGCAUCCUGAAUACUGGACCACGUCUCUCACAGACGCUUCAACAUUUGGAAAAUUAUGUGUCCAAGACUGCCUCGAAGGGCUGGAUGAGCUUCUUUCAUGCCUACGCUGCUUCGGCCAAAAUGAUUCAGUGGUCAAGCUCAAAGUUGCCGUCGCUUGCAGAGAGGCCGAAUAUCUUGGAAAGAUGGUUGAGCAAAUUAUCUAUGUGACACCCGAGGAUCUUCAUCCGGUUGGUAGCGUUGAGGAGAAUGUGAGGGCGGACCAGAUCAUCCCCGUCGUUGUCCUGAGCGAGAAGGAAGUGAGUGCCGGCCCCGAGGAGCUCGGCAGGACUCUACAAUAUCUCGUCGACAACGAUGAUGUCUGUACAGAUGAGUUCACCGGCAUCAUAGUCGUCAAGCCGUCCGGGUCUGGCUCGGAACCGACCCCGGACAAUGCAUCCAGUGCAGAGGCAUUCCUAGACCGUCCUUUCACUGUCUACCAUCUGGCAAACGGGCCUUUGAUGUCCAAAGAAGAGGACUUAUUACCUUCUGGACCGUAUUUCCUAAGCGGGCAGAACUUACAUCAGGCAUGGCGGCUCUACCCGGACGACCUCGAUGCCUUUACCUUCGGUCUGUUGCCAGAUAGCCCUUUCGACCCUCAAAGUUUCCAAGCCGUAGCAUCGCUGUCAUCUGAUGGGGUUUCGAAGACUAUCCCAGUGCCAAGUCGUCUCUAUCACAAGUCUGACUCAAAGAAGCCCCUGGCUGGGAAGCGUAUCUCACUCACAGACACUUUCGAUGUCCAGGGUGUGAAAACAACCCUGUCCAGCCGGGCUUGGACGCAGCUGUAUCCUGCGGCUGACACCUCUGCGGCGUACGUUAAGAAGUUACUCGACCUAGGUGCGGUGGUUGUGGGUAAGACCAAGACGACGCAGUUCGCAACAGGGACAGAGUGGGUUGACUAUCACUCGCCGGUGAACCCCAGGGGCGACCGAUAUCACAAGGUAUCUGGUAGUUCCGCAGGGGCGGCGUCAUCUCUUGCCGGCUAUCGGUGGCUCGACUUUGCUGUUGGGUUUGAUGCUGACGGGGGUGUCCGAGAUCCAGCAGCGGACCACGGACUGCAUGCGAUUCGGCCAACGUUCGAUUGGGCGUCUCUAGAGGGUGUGAAGAUUAGUUCAGAGAGAUAUGAUACCGUCGGCCUUUUUGGGCGUCGUCUAGACGACCUCGUCUCUGUAGCCAAGCACAGCCUUGCUAUUUCGGAUGAAAGCGUGACACGGCUUCGUCGAAUUAUCUAUCCAACUGACUAUUUUCCUCUCUCUGAUCCGAAGCAACAAAAGCUUGUCGAGCAAUUUGUGCAGAAUUUGGAAACCCAUCUGGACGUCAGAAGAAUCGAAGUGAAUUUCGCUGAAAUAUGGAAUGAAAAGCCCCCUUCCGACUCCUCGGCAGCAAAUGAGCCAUUGCAGCAUUACUUGAAGAAGGCAAGUCCCAUCCGAGCCGUGAAUUUGGCGCAGUCCGAUUAUGACGAUGUCUUUAGCCGCGAGCCCUUUGUUGAGGCUUCUCCCCACUUCCGAUGGAAUCUCGGUAAAAGUGUUACAAACGACGAUUAUGAGGAAUAUCUUACUCGGCUCGAGACGUUUAGAACAUGGUUUGACAAGACGGCCAUGUCCUCGAGCAGUGGGUCUGUCGUAAUACUGCCAUCCGGAAUCGCCGAGCACAAGUAUCGGGACGAGGCCCCAGGUGAGCCCGAGGCCAUGGAGGGCAUUGACAUGAGACUCCUAUCGCCAGUUCUCGGGACUCCUCAAAUAGUUGUAUCAUUUGCACAGAAUCCUUACAAGUCCCGCGUGAGUGAAUCGACAGAGUAUAAGCCCAUCAGUAUUUCGUUGAUGGGCGCCAGAGGGACCGAUCUGGCCCUUCUACGCUUGGUAGACGAAGCAACCCGGGCUGCCGGUUGGCGGACAAAUAUUGACAUAGGCAGACGCGCCUUUCCUGUGGGCAAGAAUAGCCGACAUGUACGGGACCUGGGAGAUGAUGAUCGUGGUGGUGAGGGUUUCUUUUGGCAGCAUAUUGCUGGCUUCGUAGCUGUUCCGAACGGGGCUCCGGAUGAGUUGUAG
Diaporthe amygdali is the source of this 2586-nucleotide messenger RNA. RefSeq lists its product as uncharacterized. The transcript is spliced from 14 exons. The record is from RefSeq and is a predicted model, not a curated record. NCBI's taxonomy places the organism in Eukaryota, Fungi, Ascomycota, Sordariomycetes, Diaporthales, Diaporthaceae. The coding region runs from base 1 to 2586 and encodes 861 amino acids.